Molecule: messenger RNA, 861 nt
Organism: Aspergillus terreus NIH2624
Lineage: Eukaryota; Fungi; Ascomycota; Eurotiomycetes; Eurotiales; Aspergillaceae
Exons: 2
Coding region: 1-861 (286 amino acids)
Source: RefSeq, a predicted model, not a curated record
AUGGAUGUUCCCGACGUCUCCUUCACAAGCUUUGGCUUGGUCGUCCUCGACGAAAUCCGCGUUCCAGGCCGAAAACCAUUGGCGGAUGUAGUCGGUGGUUCCGGAGCCUACAUCAAGGAUUUCAAGUACACUACACCGGUUCUUGCAGUCCGAGACAGCACCAUAGAGAGCACUGUACUUCUGAAGUCGAAAGUGUUUCACUACCUCCACACUCCCCAAGAUAUCGGACCCCGAAUCAAGGGCCUUCUGGGCAUGAGACAAAAGGCAGGCAUUUCGGAACGUCCUCUAAUAAUAUGGGAACCUGCACCACCGUCAUGCAAACCAGAAAACCUACAAACGUGCCUGGAAGCGGCAGCUCUGGUUGACGUGUUUUCUCCAAACCAUCUAGAAUUAGCUAAUUUUCUUGCGGAGUCACCAUCCGCCGCUCUGGACAAGCAUAGUAUCGAGAAAAUGGCCCUCAAAAUCCUGGACAGUGGAAUCGGCCCGGACGGAAGAGGGGUUUUGAUUGUCAGAGCUGGUGAGCAUGGCUGUGUUGUCACAUCACGCGAUCUCGCUCCCAAGUGGCUUCCGCCUUUCUAUCAGUCCGAGCCAGGAAAACAACAUGCGAAAGUGAUUGAUCCGACUGGAACGGGAAACGCGUUCUUGGGCGCAUAUGCUGUUGGCUAUCUCAAGACAGGAAGCGUUGUCGAGGCGGCUUGCUAUGGCUCUGUGGGAUCGACCUUUGCAUUGGAACAGGUUGGUAUGCCGAGCAAGAGCAAAGAUGGACAUGAAGAGCUCUGGAACGGUGUCAACGUCUUUUCGAGGCUUGAUGAGUAUAUGUCCAAUGUGGAUAUCAGGAAAGAUCAGCUUGAGAUUGCUUGA